AUGGUUUUAAGCAGAUCAAACAUUUUAUGUAGACUGCCUAUAAGAAAAUUAUUAAUUUCUAAACGUUUAAAUUCAACACAAUUAUGGGAAGAUCCAUGGAAUCAUGCUCUUCCUAAACAAACGAAAACAUAUACAGAAGUUGCUGAAGCAAAUAUAGAUUGGUCGUUAGUUGAAAGACUUAUGCCAAUCGAAGUAAUCCCACCUAUGCCAGAUAUUACAGGUUAUUCUCCAAGUGGAUGGAAAGCCCCUUCUAAAGAAUUAACCAACUUACCAUAUUCAGUAACUCGUAGACGUGAUCAUAUGCUUCCACUAUAUUUACAAAGAAGAAGGGAUAAGUUAAAUGAAAAAACAAUGGAUUUUGAAUAUGUUGAGAUCGUCACAAUGAGACAAAUUUAUGGUGAUGUUUUUGCUUGUGAAAAAGAUUUAAAACAAUUUUUAGAAGAUAAUCUUAAACACAAAGUUGCAACAAGUGUUGAUGAAUUAAAAGGUACCAUAAAAGUUAAAGGAGCUGACAGAAGUUUAUUAGAAAAAUUUUUGUAUGAAAAAGGUUUUUAA
Molecule: messenger RNA, 555 nt
Organism: Strongyloides ratti
Lineage: Eukaryota; Metazoa; Nematoda; Chromadorea; Rhabditida; Strongyloididae
Product: 39S ribosomal protein L49, mitochondrial
Exons: 1
Coding region: 1-555 (184 amino acids)
Biological process (GO): translation
Cellular component (GO): ribosome; mitochondrial large ribosomal subunit
Molecular function (GO): structural constituent of ribosome
Source: RefSeq, a predicted model, not a curated record